Messenger RNA from Aplosporella prunicola CBS 121167, 543 nucleotides. RefSeq lists its product as uncharacterized. The transcript has 4 exons. The record is from RefSeq and is a predicted model, not a curated record. Lineage: Eukaryota; Fungi; Ascomycota; Dothideomycetes; Botryosphaeriales; Aplosporellaceae. The annotation marks the transcript as partial. Gene Ontology annotation, biological process: mycotoxin biosynthetic process.
CCAUCUGACGAGGUUUCUAAGGCAUGGAAGAGUCUUUACAGAACUACACUUACGGUACCGCGGUCUCAGGCAGCUCUCCUACCUAACAAGACAAUACCCGUCAACCACGAUGCCGACGCAAAAUACAUCAUAGGAUUGAACGCCAUGCACGAUCUCCACUGUCUAGACAAAAUCCGCCGCGGCCUUAACUACUUCUAUUACAAACAGUGGAAUUCAUCCGUGACGCCUUGCAACACGCCCAUCGACCAGCUCGACCACGACCACGCGCCCCACGGCCAGCUGCACCUCAGCCACUUCUCGCACUGCAUCGACAUGAUCCGGCAGUCGUUGAUGUGCCAUGCUGAUAUUACGCCGAUGGUAUGGCAGUGGUCGGAGGAAGAUAAACGGGUCAAGCUUCAUGUGGAGGUGGAGCACGAGUGCCGUAACUUCGACGCUAUCAGGGACUGGGCGGAUGAACAUUAUUACGCUGAGGGGUUGGAUAUUCAUUCUCAGCCGGACGAAGUUGGGGGCUGCAAAUUUGGUGAGAAGGUGUGCUCCCCAUAA